Molecule: messenger RNA, 908 nt
Organism: Daktulosphaira vitifoliae (grape phylloxera)
Lineage: Eukaryota; Metazoa; Arthropoda; Insecta; Hemiptera; Phylloxeridae
Gene: eIF1
Product: eukaryotic translation initiation factor eIF1
Exons: 3
Coding region: 204-536 (110 amino acids)
Biological process (GO): translational initiation
Cellular component (GO): eukaryotic 43S preinitiation complex
Molecular function (GO): ribosomal small subunit binding; translation initiation factor activity; RNA binding
Source: RefSeq, a predicted model, not a curated record
CUAUUUUUCUGAUGUUUUUUGACUCAUAAUUUACUAGCCUUAUUCAAUUUGUCUCUUUAGGCAACGAUAAAUUCUCUUGUAAUUUUAUUUCUACUUAUAAAAAUCUUUGAAUCUGCCGUCGUAUUGCAUCAUAUUGAAACAUUGUUUAACAGUUUUUGAAUAGGAGUGACUAGUCAAUUCUUAGAGUUAACGCGAACAUACGCAUGUCAAUCCAGAACCUCAACGUAUUUGACCCGUUUGCAGAUGCAAUCAAGGGUGCUGAUGAUGAUGUCCAGGAUGGGCUUGUACACAUAAGAAUUCAACAACGUAAUGGUCGUAAAACAUUAACAACAGUUCAAGGUUUAUCUUCAGAGUAUGACUUAAAAAAAAUAGUACGCGCUUGUAAAAAGGAGUUUGCAUGUAAUGGUACAGUAGUUGAACAUCCUGAGUACGGAGAAGUAUUACAGUUGCAAGGCGAUCAAAGAGAAAAUAUUUGUCAAUGGUUAACUAAAUGUGGCUUAGCUAAGUCUGACCAGCUCAAAGUUCAUGGUUUUUAAAUUGAAAUAUGUUACAAUAUGUAUUCAAAUACUACAUCAUAACAUAAUCAGACAAAUCAAAUUUUUGAGAAUUCAAUUAUAUAUUAAAUUUAAUAUGCAUUAAUAACAUUUAAAUAUAAGAGUAGUAUACAUUAUUUUUCAACUGAUAUAUUUUCCAUUGUAUACAAAUAAAUAGUACUAAAAUGUACAUUAAUGCUACAGAUGUGUUCAGAGAAAAUUAUGUUUCUUUUUUUCAAAUUGAUUAAUAUGUUUUCUGUUAUAUACCAUAACCAACAUUUUGAUUUCAAAUUUAUCUUAGUAUGUAAAAUUUCUUUUAACCAUAUACAUUAAUUCACAUUUUCCUUAAUAUAUAAUAAAUAAUGAAAAUUAAUA